AUGCCGUGGACUGUGACAAAUUCGUUCAAACGAAGCCUCAUGAAGACGUACGGAAGACCAACGUGGCGCUGCUUGGACGAUGACCGCCGCCCGGUUGCAAAACGGAGACGUCUACAGCCCGGAGAUGAAUCCGAUGAAGCUGAAUCCAACCUUCAAUAUGCUAUACGCGAGUGCUCGGCCGCCGUGCUUUCCAGUCCGUCGCGUCACAAUUCGGCCGUUUCCUCCGAUGACUCUCAUGAUGACGACCUCUCGACCCCUCCGUCCUCGCCGCCAAAGUUGAGUCCUCCGCCGGUCAAUACACGCAAGCCGACCUUUUCGUUUCUCAAACGCAAGCAUUCAUCCAAGGAUGUGACCAGUAAUGGCUCACCACUCGCCGAGGUCAACUCCAAUAGUGUGCGGUCCUCCAUGGACCCGCCAAAGAAGAAAACACAGCAACAGCAACCAGUGCUGAAACAGAUGCAGAUCGACCUGGGACACGAUGUGAGGAAGACCUGUCCUACAUGUGGGAUGGAAUAUGUCCCGUCAAACGCGGAAGACGUAGCAUUGCACAAGAAAUACCAUGAUAGGAAUUCCUCGGGCGUGGAUCUAGGUAAGGCUUUUAUGAGAGCAAAUGCUUCUCGUUGGGUCUACGAAGCUACGCGAUUCGACGAGGGUUAUGUUGUGAUUGUAGAUCGCAAAGCUUCGCCCACUGCACGGAAUCAAGCAAAAAAGGUUCUGGAAGUCGUCAACAAAGAGCUGUCGUCGCCUGAAAUUGCAGACGAUGCUUUAUGGAGCCAGGUAGAGCCUCCAAAGCAUCUCCAACGAAAUGGGACGAUUGAGAAAACAGACCGGUACAGGGUCUUUCUCCAUAUGAAGGAUAGCCGCUGUGUAGGGCUAUGUCUUACAGAGCGCAUCUGGGAAUCACGACUAGUGGAGUGCACCCCGUCUACGGAUGCGGAUAAAACGAAUGGUGCUGAGCAGUCGAACCGUGCCUCCAUCAGGGUUCGCGACGAAAUACACCCAGCAAUCGUGGGGAUCUCGCGCAUCUGGACCUCAGCUUCGUCCCGGAGGAAAGGCAUUGCCAUGGAUCUUUUGGACUGUGUGGUAAACAAUUUCACCUACGGCAUGGAGAUCCCGAAGGACCGCAUCGCGUUCAGUCAGCCUACCGAAAGUGGAAGACUUUUGGCGGAAGCCUUCUUCGGACCGGACGAGCAGUGGCAUGUGUAUAGUGAAAGCUGA
Molecule: messenger RNA, 1218 nt
Organism: Monascus purpureus
Lineage: Eukaryota; Fungi; Ascomycota; Eurotiomycetes; Eurotiales; Aspergillaceae
Source: the annotation of a GenBank genome assembly